CAUCAUGGCUUCCACAACAAUGCUUCUGCUGCAGCUCGUCCUGGUCUCACUGGCAUCAGCGUCACAUCACUAUGGAGGAAUGGCGACCUACACCUAUAAAGGAAGAAACACUGACGGAUCAUUCAAUGUGGACUUUCGCAGACGGUCAACCUACAGUGGGUGUUUCAGCCACCACUCAUGGAAUUGUGUCCUGAGUGGCCACUGCGCCCCCUUUACGUAUGAGAAGGGUACAAUUGAAAGUAACAGCAUUUGGUGCGAAACUGAAUUGCUCAGUAGAAUCAAAGUCGUGAAUGACAAACCAUUCAACAUGAGGGCACAUAGCUGUUGUUGGGUUAAUACACGCAAUCUAGUCAGUAACUGGUAUCUACUGACUCUCAUUGAUUUGGGGAUGAGAUCGGACACCAGGGAGCCAAACAGAUCACCAGACGUCUCCAUCGUACCUUAUCUCCGAAUUCCUAAAAACUGCCCACGGACAUACAAACUGAUGGCCUUUGAUCCUGAUGGCGACAGAGUUCGAUGCCGUUAUGGAAAUCUCCCAGCUCUCGAGUGCCAUCAAUGCUCCCUACCUGGUGGUUUCACCUUAGACCAGGACUCCUGCAUGUUGCACUACAACAGUACAACUCACCAUUCAAGCGUUUUUGGAUUUGAGAUGGUGGUGGAGGACUUCCCUAAAAACCACAUCUCUCUGACCUACAGUGAUAGAUCCCGCCGCUCUGUAACUCCACUCAAUCUCAUACACCCUGCCCCUCUGAGUAAACUCCCGCUGCAAUUCUCUGUUCUUGUGGAAAACAGUGCUCCUUCGUGUCAGGAGGGAGUCUACUUGCCACAGUUUGUCAACCCAACACCUGCAAAUGGGGCACGUGUCCAAGCAGUACUCAACAAGGAAAUGGAGAUCAUUGUCAAAGCACAAGUCAGCAUGGGAAGCAUACAAGCUAUCCAUGUGAGUGGGCCGAUGAACAUCAGCAAACACACCAACGCACAUAAUGAGUUUGUCAUCAAAUGGACGCCUCUCCAUAACAACUUGGGAGAUCAUUACCCGAUCUGCUUUGUGGUUGAUGCAUUGCACCAGUCUCGUGUUUACCAGUCUGAGAUGAGGUGUGUUCUGGUGGACAUCACUGAAACGCAAGUUGAAUCUCAUGUGAUCUGCACCGAGACCACAAUGACAGUGAUGGUUGAGAAAGCCUCGUUCCCUCGACUCCACCAGGAUCAUCUGCGGCUCAGUGAUCCCACAAACACGGUCUGCAGCCUCCAGACACACUCCAACAGCACUCACGUCAUCGGUGUCUUCCCCCUCAAUGCUUGCGGUACUCAGAUUGAGGAAGACAAUGAUUUCCUCUAUUUCAAGAAUGAAAUCACUCCGUUUGACAACAGUGCCGACGUGAUCACCAGGAAGCAUCAGCUGGAAGUGCAGUUCUACUGCCAAUACCCAAAACGAGGAAAUGUGACUCAGGGCUUCUUAGCACACAGGACGAAUGUCACAGUGUGGGACAAGGGCUUUGGCACAUUCACCUAUCAGUUUGAGUUCUACCCCGACAAUCAAUUCAACGCCAUGAUCGAUCCAAUUUCUUAUCCACUGGAGUACGACUUAGGGAGCAGGAUUUACAUGCAGAUCGAGGCCACCUCUUCAGUCAGCAACACAGAGCUGUUUGUGGAGUCCUGCAAAGCUUCACCAUAUGACAACCCAAACUACAGCCAAACCUACUCCAUCAUUGAAAACGGGUGCAAAGUGGACCCAACUGUUGUAAUCCAUCCCAGCACUGAUGUCAAAGAAUUCAAGUUCAGCAUAGAGGCCUUCAAAUUCAUCGGACUGCAUGAUCAGGUGUACAUCAGCUGUUCACUCAUGAUGUGUGAAGCAGGAAACUCCAACACAAGGUGCUCACAGGGGUGCAUCAACUCCACAAGUCCUGCCAAACGCCGAAAGAGAGGGGCCAUCAUCCAGAGUGCUCACCACUUUGUUUCCCAGGGGCCCCUGCGCCUCCACAGGUCAGCAGAGAGCCACAAAGCCACAGGGACCUGGAACUUGAAUUUGAACCUGGUGUUCAUCGUUGGAUGUCUUCUUGCUGCUGUUGGGAUGGUCUGUGGAGUGGCUUUGUACAAAGCCAAAAUGUCAAAGGUCAAAUACCAACCUUUGCCACAUUUGGAGAAUUAAUACAGCAAUGUGUGCACAUUUUGAGUUGUGCAUCAAUUGCAUCUCACCAUAGGCUUAAGCAAAGUGUAUAAGAAAAUAAGGUGGUGUGGCUGCUUGGCUCCAGCUGAUCUGACAGGUGCUAAAAUCUAAAAUCUAAGUCAAUGCAUCUUCAGGUGAAAUUAUGAAUUGAUUACUCAAGCAUAGAUAAAUCAACAGAUCAAUGAAUAUCAUCUCUAAUUCUUCAUCAGGCUGUGACAAACAUCUAAUCAGGUUGAAUUACAAAACAGUGGUGGUUAAGACCCUACCUUGUGUACCAAAGACAUCAUGGUCGCAAGUUCGAUUCCACCCCUGGCUAAUUGUACUUGAUUCCAUUGUAAGUCGCUUUGGAUAAAAGCAUCUGCUAAAUGACAUGUAAUGUAAUGUAAUGCUAUACAGCUGUGACCUGGUACGCAGCCCAUAGAGGGCGGUAGAUUAAAUGCAUUGGGCUUUUGUUGGACAUGUGUAAUAAGGUAAAAGAUGUUUCCCUAAAAAAAAUUCUAGAACCAAAUUUUACUUUACAGGGUAUGGGGAUUGUUGUCUGUGCUUUUUUUGCAAGCAGGUUUAGGGUGUUUCUACAUUUAAAUAAACCUAUAUCAAAUCAGCAUCCAUGGAAAUGUCUACAGCUUCUUUAUUUGAAUUAAAAGAUGAAGAUAGAAAAACAUACAGUAUGUACCAACAACUGCAGCUGCUACUGUAUAUGACAGUGCCAGUGUGCCUGUAAUGUGUCACAGUAUGAUUUAAAACAAGUAUCCUGAUUGGUAUGGGUCUUCCAGUUCACUUCUGUUCAUUAUUUGUGUAAACAAAUUUCACAAGUAUUAAGCUUUAAUGCAUUCAUGAUUAAGUUAUAUAAAAAUGUAUGCACUCUUA
This is a messenger RNA of Solea senegalensis (Senegalese sole), 3034 nucleotides long. Its product is annotated as zona pellucida sperm-binding protein 2-like. Lineage: Eukaryota; Metazoa; Chordata; Actinopteri; Pleuronectiformes; Soleidae. The record is from RefSeq and is a predicted model, not a curated record. The transcript has 13 exons. The coding region runs from base 5 to 2149 and encodes 714 amino acids.